AUGCCUUCACCUCCGCCGCAAACCACAACGGCAACAACACCAGCAGCAGCGACUACAACAUCAGCAACUGUAGCGAUAUCUCAGUUUGUCCCUAGACCAACCACGACUACCCAAACCUUCCUACCAGAAUUCUGGAGUCAUAUCAUCCGAAAUGCCGAAGAAUAUCAGUCGGACUUCAAGGAUGGUCAGCUGCCCCUGGCACGGAUUAAAAAGCUAGUCAAAUCUGAUCCCGAUAUCAAAAUGAUCGCCAAUGAAGUUACGGUUUUAUUGGAUAAAGCAUGCGAAAUCUUCGUCAACGAGAUCACUGUUCGUUCCUUUCUGGUCGCCAAUUCCUUGAAUCGCAGAACCGUCAAUACAUCGGAUGUGGCGAUGGCCAUCAGCCAAAGUGACAUGUUCGAUUUUUUGAUUGAUAUCGUCCCAGCUGAGCAACUUCCGUCCGAGAAUGAAUCAGCAGCCAAUCUACCACCAUGUCCUUCGUCUUCAACAUCACCCACAACAGCACCGAAAAACUCUACGACGACUAGAAAGAGACGAACAACAGUGCCAGAAAUUCCAGAUGAUACAACCCAAACAGAACCGACAGUUUCAACACCACUUCCAUCAGCACCUCCACCGUUACCUCCCAAAAAGAAACCCAAGAACCAUAGGGUCAACCGAAACUUGAUGCCCGAAGAGGUCGCGGUGCCAAUUCCAGAUACAGAGCUAGUCAAAAAGGAACCUUCGCCCGAGCUGUCUCCUCCAAGACCGCCAAAUGGAAGAUUACUAGCCAUCCCGAUUCCAGAUUCUGAAUUGAUCCCUCCGAGACAAUCAGAAUCAACAUGGGAAAUGGCAGUUCCGAUCACAUCCAAUGAUCAACAAACUUCGCAUCUGCCAUCGAAUUCCGGAAGAGCGUGGGAGAUGGCCGUGCCGAUCUCAGAUUCAUCAUCGCAUCAGAUGACGGGGGAACGAAAUUGGGAAAUGGCAGUGCCGAUCUCUAACGAUCUGAGUCGACCGUCCAUUCAUCCAUCCCACAAACGAAAACGAAACUGGGGCUUGGCCGUGCCGAUCGUGGAUGAAGCCCAAGAAGAGGAUUCUGAAUAUCCCCGCUUGGAAAAGCGGCCGAUGUUGAAGAGAGAUUCACUACCUUCUCCUCCGGGAACAAGUCGUGAUGAUCAUCAACGCACAUCGAACCAUGAGAUGGUAGCCAAUAGUCAAAGGAACUGGGAGCUUGCAGUGCCCAUCGUCGAUCAUCAGCCCGAUCCCAGUCAGCAAGAAGCACAGAUGAUGUCGAGCAAUCCCAAUUCACGACAUCCAUCUGACAGGCUCGCCCCGGUCCCGAUAGACCCUGCUCUCUUUGACCUCGGAUCUUCUGUUCAACUCACUUCAGACCUCAUCAAUCCGCAUCUUCUACCCCUUGGCGAUGACUCUCCAAACAUCACGAUCAAGCAAGAAGAAUGAUUCCUGUCCUUGUUCUUAUAUUCAUUCCACUUUCCAUACUUUUUUUAUUCGAGUUAUUAUCAGCACGGUGAUCGUCACGCUUUCUUCUCCCUUGUUUUCCCAGCAUUAGAGUUUGCUCAAAUGCAAGCAACACAACGAAGCUCAUAGCUAUUUUAUGAUGGUUUAUCUGUUAAUAUGUGCUGAUCAAGCUAUCUGUUUGAUUAUUCAAAAGCCAAUCACAUUAUUCUCUGAUGAUGAUGAUGAUGAAAAUGGUUACUCAAAUUGUUUUUACAGUGGUGAGUAGCAUCUGAUUUAUCUGAGUACAUAUUGUAACUAUCUCCCAUUACUAUUACAAAUGUCGAGUGGGGUGAGCCAGCACUGGUCUUUAUUUUCCCACAAAACAAAAUAAAUAAUGAGGAGAACACAA
This is a messenger RNA of Puccinia graminis f. sp. tritici CRL 75-36-700-3, 1843 nucleotides long. RefSeq lists its product as uncharacterized. Bases 1 to 1437 code for a protein of 478 amino acids. Gene Ontology annotation, molecular function: protein heterodimerization activity; DNA-binding transcription activator activity, RNA polymerase II-specific. Lineage: Eukaryota; Fungi; Basidiomycota; Pucciniomycetes; Pucciniales; Pucciniaceae. Gene Ontology annotation, cellular component: nucleus; CCAAT-binding factor complex. The transcript has 4 exons. The record is from RefSeq and is a predicted model, not a curated record. Gene Ontology annotation, biological process: regulation of DNA-templated transcription.